Molecule: messenger RNA, 1671 nt
Organism: Leptopilina boulardi
Lineage: Eukaryota; Metazoa; Arthropoda; Insecta; Hymenoptera; Figitidae
Gene: CstF50
Product: cleavage stimulation factor subunit 1
Exons: 4
Coding region: 161-1468 (435 amino acids)
Biological process (GO): mRNA 3'-end processing
Cellular component (GO): mRNA cleavage stimulating factor complex
Molecular function (GO): RNA binding; protein binding
Source: RefSeq, a predicted model, not a curated record
AUUGGGACAUGCUUAUACACUACACUUCGUAAAAAUAAAAAGGAAGCGGCAAGAGUAUUGAAGUUAUAAUUUUAACAUUAAGCAAUAAACUGUUUAUUGUUUAUUAACAUUAUCAACUUUCGAAUUAAAUCAAUAUUGUUUUAAUAUAUUGAACAGAAACAUGAAGGAAAAUGAAACGGAUACAAAAAGUGCAAUAAAGAAUCGAGAAUCUCUCUACAGAUUAAUAAUCAGCCAACUUUUUUACGAUGGUCACCAGACACUUGCUGUUCAAUUAUCCAAUACCAUACAAGCAGAGCCGCCAUGCCCUCCAUCAGAUCGUUUAUAUCAUUUAAUGUUAACUGGGAUCUCCCAUGAACCGGAUCGUUCUAAAAAAGAGCUUGGAAGUAAUUGCACUUUUUCAUCACUGGAUAAUACUAUCGGUCCGGGUUUAGACUUGGAAUUUGAAACUGAAGCUCAGGUACAAGCACCAGAACCCGCUCAAUAUGAAACUGCAUACGUCACUUCUCACAAAGGCAAUUGCAGAGCAGGCGCUUUUUCUGCUGAUGGGCAGUUAAUCGCUACUGGGUCAGUGGAUGCAUCAAUUAAAAUAUUAGAUGUCGAUAGAAUGUUAGCAAAGUCUGCACCUGAUGAAGUAGUAGCUAGUGAUCAAACUGGAGGUCAUCCGGUAAUUCGAACUUUAUAUGAUCAUCUUGAAGAAGUAACUUGUUUAGAAUUUCAUCCCAGAGAACCUAUUUUAGUAUCUGGAAGUCGUGACUUUUCAAUAAAACUGUUUGAUUAUAGUAAAGCGAGUGUUAAAAAAGCAUUUCGUACAAUCACAGAUGCCGAUCAAAUAAGAUGUCUAUCAUUUCAUCCAACUGGCGACUUUUUAGUGGUUGGUACAAACCAGCCAGUCGUUCGAUUAUAUGAUGUUAAUACUGCUCAAAGUUUUGUAUGCAGCAUACCAAAUCACCAGCAUACAGCUGGAAUAACUAGUAUCAAAUAUUCACCGGACGCAAAAACUUAUGCUUCAGCUGGAAAAGAUGGAAGUAUUAAAUUAUGGGAUGGUGUUUCUAGUAGAUGUAUAAAUACUUUUGUGAAAGCACAUGAUGGAUUUGAAGUGUGUUCUGUAGCUUUUACACGAAAUGGAAAGUAUUUACUAUCGUCUGGAAAAGAUUCAUUAAUUAAAUUAUGGGAAUUAUCAACCAGUAGAUGUCUUAUAGCAUAUACCGGUGCUGGAACUACAGGAAAACAAGAACACAAAGCACAAGCUGUUUUCAAUCACACGGAAGAUUAUGUAAUGUUCCCAGAUGAAGCAACAACUUCUUUAUGUGCAUGGAAUUCGAGAAAUGCGUCUAGGAAGCAGUUACUCUCAUUAGGACAUAAUGGACCUGUCAGAUUAAUUAUUCAUUCUCCAGUAGCUCCUGCAUUUUUAACUUGUAGCGACGACUUUAGAGCUCGUUUUUGGUUCAGAAGAAUGCCUACUCACUAGUGUAGGUGAAACGUGAUAAUUACAUAAAAAUGAACAUAAUAGAGUUUUUGUGUAAAUUAUUUAUUUUUCUAUUUACUUCGUCUUUAGAUUUCUAUUAAUUAAAAAAAAUAAUAAAGAAAAUAUUUUUAAAAUUUUAAUUAAAUCCUUAGAAUUGUGUAGAUUGGAAAUUUUCAAUAAUCUUAUAAAAUUCUAUUUAAAAGCAA